Molecule: messenger RNA, 4307 nt
Organism: Ostrinia nubilalis (European corn borer)
Lineage: Eukaryota; Metazoa; Arthropoda; Insecta; Lepidoptera; Crambidae
Gene: zld
Product: transcription factor Zelda
Exons: 1
Coding region: 130-3321 (1063 amino acids)
Biological process (GO): regulation of transcription by RNA polymerase II
Molecular function (GO): RNA polymerase II cis-regulatory region sequence-specific DNA binding; DNA-binding transcription factor activity
Source: RefSeq, a predicted model, not a curated record
CCAUGACUCUAACCUGUGGCGUCUGAACUCAAGCGCGGACUACAUGUACGUCGACACGAGAAGUGUUAUUUUUUUAUUAUUUUUUUUUCGUUGGAGGAGACGGUGCUCUCCGCUGGAUUGAUGAUUUAAAUGGCUAACAGCAGCGCUGUGUCGUCGACCUUACCGUCGAGGGAUUACCAUUGUAAGGUUUGCGAUCUCUAUCUGGACACUGUUGAUUCAUUAGAGGUACAUUUGCAAUAUCACAAGGAAAACUUGUACGUUAAAUGGGGCACGCAGAACUCUCAAAAUGACACUGAUAAUAAUAACGGGGCAAAAGUGAAAUCGGAGACUACAGUGUCAGCCCCGGCUGACUCUAGCGACAGCAUGAUCACGAAGCCGAGCCCGGAGUUCCAGCAGCGCGCCACGCCGGAGACCUCGGCGCAGUUCCCGCACCCCGCCACGCCGCAGAGCUACCACAGCGCACCCUCGCCCUACCAGAAUCCGGACCAAACCAACUUUUCACCAGGAGCUCAGUUCGGUAACAAUUACUCUCAUUCUGGCUUUCCACAAAAUCAACAUUCCGAACAAAUAAAUUGGGAACAGUCGCAGUACAGUCAGGAGUACCAUAAACCCACACGAUUCCACCCAUACAGUAUGCAGGAUCGUGUGUCACAAGUAUCAUCUUCAAGUCCUUUGUAUGGUCAGCCUUUGAACCAGCCGACCCCGUCGCCAUCACCCAACCAGUGUGACAAGUGUGGCUUUGUCUGCGACUCCGCUGUGCAGCUCAACGAGCACUGCAACUCGGCUCACGCUGGCACCAGCUCAGGCCCCAACUCUGCUGCGCUGCCAUUUCAACAAUUUCCAGGCAAGCAAUACAAUAAUUCUGGGUAUUCUAAUGACAAUACAAAAAUCAAGGAAGAACAUGAAGAAUCUUCCGAUAUAUUAGACUUGGAUUCACAAAAAGUGGUUUAUCAAGGUAAUGAGGGCGAGCAGCCAAACCCUUCUUAUGAUGAAGCCCCGCAACCUGGCAGAGAAGUCAACACCAGGACGGUACCGAUGAUGCCAUGGGAAACGCAGAAGCUGUACAGCAACCCCCAAAUUAACGGCGAUGUAUCACUAUUCAAAGAGCAAAAAAUGUUCGGGGAGCAGAAAACACCAUACCCAACCGACGCCAAAAUGUUUCAUCCUGAACAAAAGUUUGCUUACGCCCAAGACAAAUUUCUUCCUGGGCAUCAUGACCAAAAGCAAUUCAUGCAUGUUGAGCAAAAAAUAUAUCCAGGUGUUCAAAUGCCACCCCUGACUGACUAUGCUGGCUUGGCGUCUUCCAACCCGGAUAUGAAGCCUCCUUAUAGGCCAUACGAUUCUCCGGCGGCACCUCAAAUAACAAGCACGCAGCCUGCUAAUCCCACAUCUUCAACCUUGCCAUCGAUCGGUGGGAAAGGUGCUAAUUGGAAGUCAAACGAAGCGCGACGACCAAAAACCUACAACUGUACCGCUUGCAAUAAAUGGUUCACAAGUUCGGGCCAUCUCAAGAGGCACUACAACACCACGCUGCACAAGAACGCUGUGAGGUCGUCGGGCCAGCCGGACCCGGCCACGAUGCCGAUCUCCAGCCACCACCACCCGAGCCGCGACUCGCUGCAGCGCGCACAGCAGCAGUCGGCCGACUCCAACACGCAGAGCCCGGCCCCCUCCGACGACGGCCGCAGCGUCGACGACUCCGCGCUCCAGUCCCCCUACGCAUCGCAGAACUUCGACCGCUCUCACCGCGUGGCCACCAUGCAGUCCAAGUCACCAUAUACGCAUCUUCAACAGGGUAAUUUAGAUAAUAAUUUCAGUAAUAAUCCUUUAGCUAAUCAUCCGUUACAGCACCAGGUUGGGUCACAUCCGCUCAAUAUAGGUAGUCAACCGCCAGGUAUAGGGAAUCCUAACGAUAACUCUCAGCAGGGUUCAAAGGGUGUCGCAAUUUCAACAGCUGGGAAUCCCCCAAACGGGGAAGCAGGUCCCUCUGUUUCUCAAAAUCAUCAUAUGAGGGGCCUGCUAUCAGUAUCAACCAGCAAUAUUUCAACUCCGCCGCUAACUCAGAGUACGCCGGCGCUUACGGCGCACACGCUGCCUCCGUUCAGUCAUUUGGGUGUCAACCCGUACAGCCAGAGGUCUACGGAUCCUUUGGCGCCUUCGGUUCCGGACCCCACGCACACCCCAUUAUAUUUGGGUCAGAAUUUUCAGCAGACUAUAGCACCGAGUUACCCAAACGGGAUGGCCCCCCACGUUAUGGAUAUGGCUAUCAACAAUCUGCCUAUAGCCAGUCCGGCUACUUUUGGUGAAUCAGCACCAGAGGAAGUCGAGGUUAUGGAACAAGAAACGUCUAGUGAGCCUGCGGGUGGACGCUUGCCUAGUUUCGCCCAGCUCCAAACGCAGAGCUUCAGCGUUUAUGUUUCAAACUAUAUCACACAGCCUAACGUGGGGGGUCAAGUUAUCGCUGACGAGUCGACCGCAGGAUACAUCAUCGUCGAUCCGGUAAACACUCCUUUACAAUAUAGUAAUAUCGAGAUAUGCGGGCAGGGAAUCGACACGUACGAUUACAGCUACUCGCCGCGAGCUACUAAAGACAAUGUUGUUAGUUACAGUUCAGAUCACGUCAAACUUUAUCCGUACGAGUAUGCAGUAGGCGGUAAAACGAUAAAGCGCGAAGAUGAUAUCCUGCGUACAGAUGCUAGUCAGCUUCAAAUACUGAAGAUAGAGGAUAUAAUGGAUUACGCGAACAAAGAGAAUUACGGGUCGCAAAUGAAAUCUCCGGCUAGUCCGGAGAGCGCGAAGGCGGAAAAUGAGAACCGCGGCUCGCCGUUGAUCUCCUCGACGGUGACCACGCCGCUCGCCGAGCGCAACCAGGUCAAGAAGGCCGCGCCGGCCACGGUGCACAAAUGCUACGAGUGCGACAAAAUUUUCAACAAAGCCUGCUAUCUCACGCAGCACAACAAAACAUUCCACUCGGGCGCAAAGCCAUUUAAAUGCGAUCGUUGCGGUAAACGAUUCUCUGACGACGUUUCCUACGAGGGUCAUUACCUAAAGCACACCGACAACAAACCCUUCAAAUGUAACGAGUGUCCGAAGUCUUUCAAUCACAAAACCGACCUGCGGCGCCACAUGUGCCUGCAUUCCGGGUGCAAGCCGUUCGCGUGCGACCAUUGCGGCAAAGCAUUUAUAAGAAAGGAUCACAUGGUAAAGCAUUUCGAUACUCAUAUUAAGAAAAACUCGCGGUCGUCGAACUCCUCGUCGUCUUCGAUAUCGUCGACGACUUCGACUUCGCCGCCAAACUCGCAUCAGAUCGUUUUUAAUUAAAAAUGAUAAUUCGCAAGUGACGCGAGCACAUAUCAUUUUCGAGUACGAAAAUAGGAACUUUGCAAUAAUUUAUAAUUUUUACCUAGUUGCGUAGUCUAUGAUGUUGAAUCGGUGUUAUGUUAUGUUUCGGUUUAUCAUUAUUACGGAAAGACGCGACGCGAUUCGUACUUGACGAUCAGAUAGAGCACGACAUUGCGACGACUGAUCGGACGGGAGGUGACGUCGCGUACCGAGAGUGGGUUUGUUGACGUAUUCCGUGCCCGUUGAGAUUCGGUUCGGUUCCCGCCACGCGGAGGUCCCCGUGAGGACACAACUGCGCCAAUGGGUUUCUAGCGCGCCGGCUAGUUAGUUUUUGUUGUUCAUUCAACUUAACCUUGCAUUCACGCAAGGUGACUUUACAUGCCUGGCUGUCUGGGCGCUAAACGUGUAAUUACAUGACGCUCGCGUUUUAGUCUGCGAUAUUUUUUAGAUCAAACCAUAUCAAUUUUACAUAUGAACUAUAAAAAAUAUUAGGUAAAGCAGGUAAUAUUAUUAUUUCAGGUCGAGUGUAGUGGUCGUCUAGACGUUCUGCAACAUAUCUUAAUUUUAUUGUAAUCUAUGGACCAUAGAUUUAUUUUAGUUAAAAUUCUAUUUCUUCGUAAUGUUUGUUAACGUUAAAAUCACUUUGUAUUUCGAAAAGUACUUACUUAAGUAGAAUAAUUUCUGUAUAUACCUAUUGAAUGGGACGUUUGCCAGCCAGUUAUUGUAAUUAGGCACCUGUCAUGUUAAUAGUAAAUGUUUUGAUUGAAAUGUUUUCCAGUGAAAGUGCGAUGUCAGUAAAAGAAAUUUUAUCUGAGAAUAACGAUUUGAUGCCAAAUUAUUGAUAGUUUCGCCAAGAGUACAAUGUGAUCGGUAUACUGAUCCAAAUAUAUAUGUGUAACACCUAGUAGUAGUGAUUCGUGUUUCGAUAAGUCCAGGCGGGCUCCACUAGUUCGGGACCGGUCUGA